Radiomyces spectabilis is the source of this 511-nucleotide messenger RNA. RefSeq lists its product as uncharacterized. Lineage: Eukaryota; Fungi; Mucoromycota; Mucoromycetes; Mucorales; Radiomycetaceae. Bases 32 to 268 code for a protein of 78 amino acids. The transcript is spliced from 2 exons. The record is from RefSeq and is a predicted model, not a curated record.
CCGCAAAUGAAAUCAAAGCAUUUGCUAUUUAAUGGUACCUUCCAAAUUUUCGAAGGCUUUUCCGACUUUCCCACCACCGAAUUUUGUUAAAAUAUCGAUUACCAUGGCAGCACUUGUCAAUCUUCUCAAAUUUUCUAGACCCGAAGUACUACCGUUGAUGGUGAUCGUUGGAGGUGCCUUGACGGGCGUCGCUUACUGUGGGAUCCAUGCCACAAAAAUCCCUGCGGGUGCAUGGCACCGAACCUUACGCAACAAGCCAGUUUACUAGUCAUACCGCACAGAUCACAUCAGCCUUCCUACAUUAAAAUAUAUCUCCCACAAUCAUGUCCCAUCUUUUUGACCGCCCAUCGUUUUGGAAACUCUCUACAAUUAGCAUCGCAAGCAUUCAUAAACAAAACGUCCUAAUUUCAUAAAAUAUCGGUUGCCAUAAAACCUUUACCCCUCCUGUGGAGGGGAAAAAAGAAUAUUUAUGACCAUAAACCGAUCGCGCUAAAUACAGAUUUGUCUACCA